ACACACUUCGCCCUCUCCCACUUGUGCCACCACCACACACACAUACACACACACACACUUCUCCCUCUCCCCUCCGCCCUCGCCACUUCCCUCGCCCCACCACUCCUCCUUCCUUCCCCCCUUUCUUUGGAAGCCGGCUCGCAAACCUUCCAACCAUGGCUGAAUCCGUCGUCGAGGCAGAUUCAGAACUGCUGCCACCGACAGGCAUCCGCAAUCCAGGCGCAUCAGACUAUCUGGCUGUUCUCGUUCAGGCGCUGACCCAUGUGCCACCCAUCCGCAACCGCCUGCUAUUCUGGGACAAUCCGGAUGGCGACAAGGUGGCCGACGCCGUCGCUGCUGGCACACCACUCUCCGAUGCUGUCGAGGCCUGUGCCAGGAGCGCGAUGGAGGACGACCAUCCGUCGUACCGCAUCACAGGCGCACUGCAGCGGCUAAUGGCGCGCUGCAUCGCGGGCCCGCGCGAGCAAGCGGCAGAGCUUCGCGAUCUCGCCGCCGCGUUUGGUUGGUCCGGGGCCGACCUCGCCCAGGGCCACGACGCCCAGGAGCUGUAUGCGGUCCUCAUCGGCGCGCUCGACUCGGAGCUCGCCGCUGACACCGUCGUCGAGGUGUCGGGCGAGGCUGUCGGUCCAUCUCCCAACCUCAUCUCGUCACUGCUCACGGUCUCGGUGAAGCGGACCAUCACCUGCUCUGAGGGGCAUGUUAGCGAGCGGGCCGAUCCUGCGUUCUCGCUCCAGGUCCGUGUUGCCGGCCAGCUGUCGCUCGUGGCGUCGCUGCAUGACACCUUUCUCACGUCAGAAACGUUUGACGGCGACAACCAGUACUCGUGCUCACAGUGCGGCGUCCACCGCGAUGCCAUCAUGCGCCACUCGCUCGAUCCCGACCUCCCACCGGUCCUCGUCUUCACACUUGCGCGCAUCGACUUUGACUUUAUCACCUUUACUCGCCGAAAAGUCAACUCGUCGUUGGAGAUUCCGGCCACACUGAGCAAGGCUGACCUGCUCAACAGGCCCGACGCCGGUGCCGAUGCCGACGUCGAUGCCGAUGCCGACGCCGACGCGCCCGCCUACCAGCUCGCUGCAGUUGUGUGCCACAGCGGCACCGCCAACGCCGGCCACUACACUGCACACGUGCGUGAUCCGGCAAGCCAGACGUGGUGGCUCGCAGAUGACGCCAACGUCGAGCCGUCGCCUCUUGCCGACGGCGAGUGGGAUCCUCGACGAUGA
This is a messenger RNA of Thecamonas trahens ATCC 50062, 1223 nucleotides long. RefSeq lists its product as uncharacterized. Lineage: Eukaryota; Apusomonadida; Apusomonadidae. The transcript has 2 exons. The coding region runs from base 156 to 1223 and encodes 355 amino acids. Gene Ontology annotation, molecular function: cysteine-type deubiquitinase activity; cysteine-type endopeptidase activity. Gene Ontology annotation, cellular component: cytosol; nucleus. Gene Ontology annotation, biological process: protein deubiquitination. The record is from RefSeq and is a predicted model, not a curated record.